AUGGCUUCCGCUAGGCAGAGCAACAAGUUCCGCAUCCUCCUCAUGCCCUUCUUCGCCACUAGCCAUAUCGGCCCCGUCACCGACCUGGCCUUCCACCUCGCCGCGGCCAGGCCUGACGAUGUCGAGGCCACUGUUGCUGUCACUCCGGCGAACGCUUCAAUCGUCCAGUCAGCACUCGCCCCGCGCGUCAGUCAUCAGGCCACAAUCAAGGUGGCCACCUACCCGUUCCCAUCCGUGAACGGCCUUCCACUGGGAGUGGAGAACCUCUCCACGGUCAAGGCCGCCGACGCCUGGCGGCGUCGCCAUAGACGAGAAGCUGAUGCGGCCAGGGCAGGAGAGUCUUAUCAGCGAGCACUCGCCGGACCUCGUCAUCACCGACGGACACUUCUGGUGAAACGUCGAUGUCACCACUGA
This is a messenger RNA of Miscanthus lutarioriparius, 414 nucleotides long. NCBI's taxonomy places the organism in Eukaryota, Viridiplantae, Streptophyta, Magnoliopsida, Poales, Poaceae. The record is from the annotation of a GenBank genome assembly.